Labrus bergylta (ballan wrasse) is the source of this 4970-nucleotide messenger RNA. It is a transcript of the gene larp1b, whose product is annotated as La ribonucleoprotein 1B. The record is from RefSeq and is a predicted model, not a curated record. Gene Ontology annotation, molecular function: RNA cap binding. NCBI's taxonomy places the organism in Eukaryota, Metazoa, Chordata, Actinopteri, Labriformes, Labridae. Gene Ontology annotation, biological process: mRNA stabilization; positive regulation of translation. Gene Ontology annotation, cellular component: cytoplasmic stress granule; cytosol.
GCAGCUGCGAGCUCCGAGCUGGUCGCGUGGAGUUGAAACCAGAGAGAGACACAGAGGAGGUCGCUGGACUAGUUUGUUUGUUUCUUUUAUUAAAUAAAACUUAUAGAAACUCGCAGGCGAAGUUAUUUACCCGCGUCCAGUUCACAUGGUGGCAGACUUCAGACUCGGAGGUAAACACGUGUUGAUAAAAACAACAACACUUUCGAGCGUUUCGAGCUCGCUGACUUCUGCAUGGUCGCUAGCUAGCUAACAGUUAGCUUCGGAAGCUACUCGGCUAGCUGGCUAGCGAGGUCCAGCCCAAAAAAAAAAAGUUGUUUACCUCGAGUUGUGGAUGUGGUCACCCCCUGAGCUUUUCGCGUAUUUUCUCUGGGAUAAGAGAGCCAGGACUAAAACUUCACACUGGAUUUAACACCGUUCGCUGUUAGGAAACUAGCAGGAUGUCCACAGAGGUUGAGCUUAGUCAGGUCGACUCGGGUUUGACAGCGGCCAGCUCCGCGGAGAAGAAGAGCCAACAAAACAAGUCCGACCUGCAGAAAGAGCCGCAGAAAGGUUCGGAAAAGCAGCUGGCGGACGACGUGGCCAAGGGUCCGACAGACGUGCACAAGAAAUGCAAAGAAAACGAUAAAGAAAACGACCAGAGCAGCAACGCGGAGUCGACUGUGGAGACGGUGAAGAGGAAAGUUGUUGAAGCUCCUCCGCCGAAAGUCAACCCGUGGACGAAGAGGACGACGGGCAGGGUGCCGAUCAACAGCAUGAACUCGAGCUCCCACGAGAAAGAUCAACAAAACGCCCUGAAAGUCGUCCGUGCCAGCAAGCCCAGAACGAGAAAAUCCAGCAAGUCGAGUGACUUCAGUGAUAUCACAAACUGGCCCACACCUGGGGAACUGGCCAAAGAGCAGCAACAAAAUGUCCUCAACAACAACGAGAAGAAGCCCCCUUCCUCACGCAGAGAGAAGGAGAAGAGGAGGGAGCGACCCGACAGGAAGUCCGAGAGCAGCCACGACGGCGGCGAGAGCAAAGAGAACCAGGAGGCUCAGACGGACCCGCUGGGAGAGCUGCCCAAAGACGGAGACUCCAAGACGGGACAGGACGCCAAGAGCGCCGCGCUGAAGAAGAGGGGAGGAGAGGGUAACAAACGUAAGUGGGUUUCUCUGCCGCUGGAGGAAGCGUCCCGGGACGACGGUGACAAGACGCCCGGCGGGGGGCCGGCACGCUCGGACACAGAUCCCACCAGCGACUCGCCUGACCCCACGUCGCCCAAUCACACACUCCAUAAUAACAGGGCGCAUGAUAGCAGCAGCAGCAGGAGUUGGAGAAGAGAGCCGCGGGACUUUGGGGACGAUACCGGCAGCGUCCGGAGUGAGAGCGGGAGCGUUCGAGGAGGAAUACGGGGCCGGGGGAAAGGUCGUGGGCGCGGGAGAGGUCGUGGACGCGGCCGUUAUGAAUACUCUCAGAGCUUCCGGGACUCUCAGUCGUCAGACGGCGGCGUUCAGGGUUCCUCAGAGUUUGGCAGCAACAUGGUGUAUUACUACGACGACGGCAGCAAGGUCCAGAUGUACACAGUGGAUGAAAAGCUCCUGAAGGAGUACAUCAAACGACAAAUUGAGUACUACUUCAGCCUCCACAACCUGGAGCGAGACUUCUUCCUGAGGAGAAAAAUGGACGUGCAGGGCUUCCUCCCCAUCUCCCUUAUCGCCAGCUUCCACAGGGUGCAGGCUCUGACCACCGACAUCGCCCUCAUCGUCGAGGCUCUGAAGAGCAGCAAAGAGGUCGAGCUGGUGGACGACAAGAUCCGCUGUAAAUCCGACCCCGAGCGCUGGCCGAUCCCCACCCCGGCCAUCGUCGGCUCCCCUCGGACCGACUUCUCACAACUCAUCAACUGCCCCGAGUUCGUUCCUCGUCAGUCCCUCAGCUCCACAAACUCUGCUUCCUCGCCCGUGGAGAAGACUCCUCCUGACUCUGCUGAGCCCGAGGACUCCACUGACCCCGGCUCCUCCAGCCAGGAGUCGCUCCCGAGCACAGACGCCUCCAAAGGCGCCCCCCAACCCGACCCCGACGCCUGGAUCCAGGUGGAGAAACGCCAUCGACAACCCUCCGGAAAAGCAAAGGAGCGGUCUGAGGCGUCUCCACACAGCCACCAGACCCCCACUAAGGCCGAGCCCGACCAGGAGGAGCUGGACUUCUUGUUCGACGAAGAAAUGGAGCAGCUGGCGCCAAGGAAGAACAAGUUCACCGACUGGUCGGACGAGGACGACUCGGACUACGAGAUGGACGACCAGGACGUCAACAAGAUCCUGAUCGUCACCCAGACGCCCCCUUACAUCCGUAAGCACCCCAGUGGUGACCGGACGGGAAACCACGAGUCCAGAGCCAAGCUUACAACCGACCUGGCCAAAGCCAUCAACGACGGGCUGUACUACUACGAACAGGACCUGUGGAAGGAAGAGGACCAGAUCGAGUGCAGCAAGCAGGACGUGGAGAACUUCAAGAAGCUGAACGUGAUCAGUAAAGAUGAGUUUGAAACUCUCACCCCCAAAGUGCCUGUCGAGCCGAACCAGGAAGCCCCUCCGAUUCCCAUGUCAGGUUUGGCCUCAGUGGACAGCGGUGCAGAAUUGGCACGCUCUCUGCCUACGACGGUCCCAGAGUCACCCAGCUCUCACCAGCCCAGAACACCCAAAACGCCUCGCACCCCCGGACGCCAGGACCCGAACAAGACGCCACGCUUCUACCCUGUCAUGAAGGAGAGCGGAAACCUCGAUGGGCAGACGCCGAGGAAGAAGAAAACCAGCCAUAGUUCAAACCCUCCUCAGGAAGCCCACAUCGGCUGGGUGAUGGACUCCCGCGAACACCGGCCGCGCUCUGCCUCCAUCAGCAGCUCCAACGCCUCCCCAUCAGAAGGAGCCCCGCUGACAGGAAGUUACGGCUGCACCCCCCAGUCUCUGCCCAAAUUCUGGCAUCCCUCCCACGAGCUGCUGAGAGACAACGGCUUCACUCAGCAGGGAUACCACAAGUACCGCCGACGGUGCCUGAACGAGAGGAAACGGUUGGGGGUCGGCCAGUCUCAGGAGAUGAACACCCUGUUCCGAUUCUGGUCCUUCUUCCUGAGGGACAACUUCAACAGAAAGAUGUACGAGGAGUUCAAACAGAGUGCGCUGGAAGAUGCCAAAGAAAACAACAGGUACGGUCUGGAGUGCCUCUUCAGAUACUACAGCUACGGUUUGGAGAAGAGAUUCCGGUUAGAUCUGUUCAAGGACUUUCAAGAAGAGACCCUCAGAGACUUUGAGAAAGGUCAGCUGUACGGACUGGAGAAGUUCUGGGCCUUCUUGAAAUACUCUAGGAUGAAGAACCAGCCCAUCGACCCGAAGCUGCAGGAGCACCUCAAUAAAUUCAAGAACCUGGAGGACUUCAGGGUGGUGCCUCCAAUGGAGGGAGGCAGGAGGAGACGCCACUCAUCCUCGGCCGGGGAUGAAGGAAGGCGUCGGCGCCAUCCUUCCAACACUACCUCAAAACCAACGCAGGCCUCUAAAUCCUCUAAUGCCGCAGCUCAACCCGCCACCGCCACAGCCACACAGAACACACCCAAAGACAGCGCGCAGAAAGCAGCCGCGCCCGCCGCCCGGGCCGAGAAGUCUGAUCCUGGAGCCGGGAAGAAGGAAAGCGCUGCACCAAAUAAAUGAAGCUCCUCUCCUGCAGGUGUGGAGUUUGGAUAGCAGAGAUGCAGAGCGAACGCGGCGGCUGCAGCAGCUCUGGGCUCAGCGUUCGCUCUUUUCAGCAGCAAACAGUUUGGGUAUGAAGAGAGACUGAGCGUGGUUGACUUCAUUUGAUCAUUUUUAUCAUUUCAUUUUUUAAAUAGCAAAGCAAGCAAAGGCAGAGAGCUUCAUUCUGUGCGCCUCACAGCUCGUCAUAACGUUUACAAAAAAGAAAACUAAACAAAAAAAAUGCAUUCCCUGCAUUUUGCCUUUAUACUCUCUUCUCAAGAUGCCAAAAGUCUUCAACAAGUCUGUUAAUCUCCUCGAUCUGUAAACAGCUCUGGUAUUUAAAGAGCUCUCCACCUGUCACACUGUGGUUCUAGUUUGCCAAGAUUAGAGAUGCUGCAGAUAGUCGUGUGUGCCUUAAUCUGAAUCUGCAGGUAGAGGAAAAGGGGGCGAUCAGAUGCAAAAAAAAAAAAAAAAAUGCUUUUAAAAGUCUUCCAAGUUAAUUAUUUGGGGUUUGAAACUGUCAUCACUUACACGUUUUCUUUCCUUCAGAUAUAGUUUUUUUUUUUUUUAUGAGACAAUCACGUUGACCGCUACAGCUACAUAUUUGUGAAGGACUGACCCCUCCGAGGCCGCUGAGCCGAAACAAAACUCGCCCCGAUGUUUUUAACCGACAGAAAGGCAUCGCAGCUAAACGAUCAUGUUGGGUUUUUUUAAUUCAAAACCUGCAGAAAUAACGAUGAAUUCAUCUGGGAAGCUUUAAGCCCCUUUGUUUUUACACCCAGUGGUAGUAUAAUUUAUUGUUUUAUUUCUGUUUUUAUUCUCCAUUUACUUGAUUUUAAUGGAUUAGUCUUAGGUAAUCAUUGCAGUUUUUAAUGGCUUUUGCUAUUGAAUAUGAUAUAAAAAAAAAAGAAGAAAAAAAAAAGGAAAUGUUUCUGCUGGAAUUAUGGGUGUGAGCUAGCAUCGUAAAACUAGCGCGUAUUUUAGCUUGAAGUUAACUUCGUAUUAUAUUUUGAGGCUUGGUGCUCUAGAGCACUUAAAUCGUUAUCUUUCCUUUUACUUUAUAAAUGGACUUUAAAGAGUUUCAGAGUUGAAUUUAAAGAAAAAAAAAUGUAAAUACUAUAAAAAAUCAUUUGCUAUUCAGUUAUUCUUUUGAUUUUAAGAAGUGAUUUGUUUUAUCGGUAGUGUGGUUUUGAGUGUGUUUUAGCGUUGCAUGUUAAUGCCAGAGUCUUGAAUUGUAAAAUGCAAAAAAAUAUAAAAUAACAUUUGAUUGUA